AUGGGAGAAUAGGGAAUCAAAACUCACAAUGCAGCUCCACCUCCAACUGCCAAACCAGGGACUCCAACAGCCUAACCAUCGACUUCGUCUCCUUAACCACCACCAUAAUCAAAUAUAACAAACAAUUCCACAACCGCAAGCAAUGGUCCUACUAAAGAAUAAUUAGAGGCAGCCAACCCAGCCAGAAAUAUAUGGUAAAGGUUAUUUGGACAACUGGAUUCUGUUCAGAUUACUGCAGUUAUGAUUGUUAUUUCAUCCAUUUUAUUAUUAUGA
Paramecium tetraurelia is the source of this 273-nucleotide messenger RNA. RefSeq lists its product as uncharacterized. The record is from RefSeq and is a predicted model, not a curated record. The transcript has a single exon. Lineage: Eukaryota; Ciliophora; Oligohymenophorea; Peniculida; Parameciidae.